This is a messenger RNA of Ctenocephalides felis (cat flea), 3609 nucleotides long. Its product is annotated as beta-galactosidase-like. Gene Ontology annotation, molecular function: beta-galactosidase activity. Bases 7 to 3609 code for a protein of 1200 amino acids. Gene Ontology annotation, cellular component: vacuole. Gene Ontology annotation, biological process: carbohydrate metabolic process. The transcript is spliced from 22 exons. The record is from RefSeq and is a predicted model, not a curated record. Lineage: Eukaryota; Metazoa; Arthropoda; Insecta; Siphonaptera; Pulicidae.
GGGUAAAUGAUAUUUUUUAAAACUAAUAAAUUAAAAAAAUCAUUAAUCAUGUUAGCGAUUAUAUUAUUCGCGUUGCUUUCAUCAUCAGUUUGGGCAAAUGAAAAUAUUUCUAGAAAUGCGGUGAAUAAUCGACGGUUUUACAUAGAUUAUAACCAAAACACAUUUAUAAUGGAUGACAAGCCAUUUAGAUAUAUUGCAGGAUCAUUAGAUUAUUUUCGUAUUCCUACUCCUUUUUGGGAAGAUCGUUUAUAUAAAUUGAAGGCAGCUGGAUUUAAUGCAUUAGAUACAUAUAUUGAAUGGUCCUUCCAUAAUCCUGAAGACGGAAAAUAUAUAUGGACCGAAGAUGCAGACUUGCAAGGCUUUCUUGAUAUUGCGAAAAAAAUUGGGCUUUACGUAAUUUUAAGACCAGGACCGUACAUUGGUGCAGGACGCGAUUUUGGAGGUCAUCCAUAUUGGCUAUUAUCGAAAUACUCCAGUGAUCUGGAAAAAGUAGAAAUUAAACCCAGAACAACAGAUCAAUACUACCUACAAGAAGUAAAUAUUUGGAUACGAGUAUUGUUCAGUAAAAUACGGCCAUAUUUAUAUGGUAACGACGGUCCAGUCAUCAUGGUGCAAAUUGAGAAUGAAUAUGGAGUUUACGAUUGUGACAAUAAGUAUAAAAAUUACAUGUUUGCUUUAUUUGACAAACUCGUAGAGAAUAAGGCAGUAUUAUUCACUACUGAUAGUUACUACGAAGACAGGCCAAUAUGUGGAAAAUUUGGGGAAGCAUAUUCCACUGUCAAUUUUGGACCAGAUGAUAAUAUAACAGAAGCUUGGAAAGCACAGCGCAGGGUUAAUCCUAAAGGCCCCCUGGUCAAUUCUGGAUUCCAAAUAGGGUCACCAAUGUAUUGGGGAGAAAAGAACGUAAAUAUACCACCAAAAAAGGUUGCCAAUAUUUUGAGAAAAAUUUUGAUAGUAAACGCCAGUGUCAGUUUGUAUAUGUUUGCAGGAGGUACCAAUUUUGAAUUUACUAAUGGAGCAAAUAUUGAAAAUGAAACUUAUUUACCAUAUACAACAUCGAAUGAUUAUGGUGCUCUAUUGGAUGAAGCUGGAGAUCCAACUCCAAAAUAUAACGCAAUUAGACAAGUAAUUAGUGAGUUUCAAUCAUCCACUGUUACUGAACUGAUAAUCCCUUCUCCAAAAGGUGACUAUGGGAUAAUUAAGGUGAAACCAGGAUUUUCGUUAUUCGACGAAAGAAAUGAUUUAAGGAAAUUUAUAUAUCAACACACACAAGCAUUUCCUUUCGAACAUCUAGGACAAAAAAGUGGAUUUGUGAUAUACGAUAAACUCCUAGAUGAGAAGAAAGAAGGUAUAUUUACAGCCCCUCAUUUAAGGGACAGAGCUUUAGUUUAUAUAAAUGAGAACUUUAUUGGAAUAUUAGACCGACGAAUAAGUAGAUUCUCAUUACAAAUAAAUGCUCCAAGAGGUGCCCAAUUGAAAAUCGUUGUGGAACAUCAAGGAAGAAUUAGUCAGGGAAAAAUAUCAGCAGAGUACAAAGGUUUAAACAGUCACGUUUUCUGGGGAGGCAAAGCUCUUUCUCUUUGGAACAUUAGUGGAAUUUCUUUAAAUCAAUCUCCCAGCAAAAGUAAUUAUGAUUUGGGAGUUGGCGAAAUUGCUAAAAGUGGCAAACUCAUAAACGGCCCCAUAAUAUAUGGAGCUGAAUUUGAAUUGCCCCUAGAUCCUAAUGACAUACCAAGAGAUACAUUUUUAGAUAUGUCUAAUUGGGGAAAGGAAUUCAUAGAUGUUUCUAAAAAUGGACGCAUAUUUGCGAUAGAUUAUGAAAACGAUUCAUUUUCUAUGGAUGGAAAACCUUUUAGACUUGUAGCCGGUUCUAUGGAUUAUUUCCGUGUUCCACAUCAAUAUUGGAGAAACCGUUUGCGGAAUCUAAGAGCAGCUGGUUUAAAUACUGUAACCACUUACGUAGAAUGGGCACAUCACAAUCCACAACCAGAUGUUUAUAAGUGGGAAGACGAUGCUAAUUUAGAAGAAUUUAUUCGACAAGCGGUCGAGGAAGAUCUUUAUGUAGUUUUAAAACCAGGACCUUAUAUUGGACAAGAUAGAGAUUUUGGAGGACAUCCAUGGUGGCUCCUAUCAAAAUAUUUCAAUGAAGACCCAGAAAAAAACAUCCAAUUGAGAAGUGCUGAUGAAAGAUAUAUCGGUGAAUCAAAAAAAUGGUUGAAUGUAUUAUUAACAAAAAUAAAACCUUAUCUAUAUGGAAAUGGUGGUCCUGUUAUAAUGGUCCAGGUAGAAAAUCAGAAUGGAGUAUACCCUUGCGAUGAAGAUUAUAAAAAUGCUUUAUUGCAAAUAUUUGAACCACAUGUUGAAGACAAGGCUGUGCUUUUUACCACAAAUUAUUGGAAUGGAGGUCAACCUGCUUGUGGAAAAAUACAAGGAGUUUAUAGCACGGUUUCCUUUGGACAUGGGAUAACAACGAAUCUCCCUUGGGGGGCACAACGUAAAGUUGAACCUCAUGGACCAUUGGUCAAUUCCGAGUACUACACAGGAGAUCGUACGAUUUGGGGCGGAAAAUUUCCAAAUGUUAGCACAGAAUUAAUCGUAUAUACAUUACGUAAAAUACUGGGUGAAAAAAAUACGAAUAUUAAUUUCUUCAUGUUUCAUGGAGGAACCAAUUUUGGAUUUACCAGUGGAGAGCAUUAUAAUCCACAAGUCACAUCUUACGACUACGAUGCACCGAUUUCUGAAGUUGGAGAUCCAACAUCAAAAUUUUUUGCCAUUCGCGAAACAUUGGCCGAGUUUUUAACGCUGCCGCAAUUACCCGAACCGCUAGAAGUACCUAAAAGUGAAUACGGGCGUCAAAUUUUGACUCCAGUUGUACCUGUACUUGGUAAAAAAAAUUCAUUGAAUCGAGGACCUAUUGGCACAGAAAAACCACCAACAUUUGAGGAAAAUUGGCAAAACUCAGGAUUCAUGUUAUAUUUUACUGUUCUGGGUGAGAAUAAAUCAGCAUCUUUGAAUGUACCAGAAUUAAGAGAUAGAGCUCAUGUUUAUUUAAAUAAGGAAUUUGUUGGAGUUUUAGAACGAAAUUUGAAUAAAACUACCAUUGAACUUAAUGCUACGUCAGGUUCCUUCUUAGAAUUUAUAGUAGAAAAUCAGGGACGAACGAAUUCUGAGUCUGCAGAAUAUAAGGGCCUAAACUGGCCAGUGACAUGGGGUAAAACUGAACUAAAAGGAUGGCUUCAUCUAGGAAUACCAUUGGAAAAUGGUUUGAAAGAAAUUAAAAAUAGAUCACCAGACUAUAAUUCUUAUGCAACUCGAGGAAAAUUAUUGAAUGGUCCUGUUGGAUACGAAAGUAAUUUCGAUAUAACUAAAGAUGAUGAUGGGCCAAUAUAUGACACUUUCCUGAAUAUGUCAGGAUGGGGAAAGGGUGUUGCAUUUAUAAACGGCCACAAUUUGGGACGCUACUGGCCAUCUAAGGGACCCCAAGUGACUUUAUAUGUACCUGGAGUUUACCUCAAACAGAUUGGAAAUCACUUAGAAAUUUUUGAACUUGAAUUAACACCAGAAGAUUUGGCUGUGACUUUUAUUAGUGAACCAAUUUUUAUAAACUAG